UGUCCUCGAAGCGGACCAUGUCCUUCAGCGCGUCGCUCAAGUGUCCCCCCGUGCAAGUUCCGCGAGUGCGCGCUCCCGGUGCAAAGUGUUAGAGGCGCGCUGCUCCUCCAGGGGUGUCUAACUGAGACUGCUGCCAGGUGUUGGGGACAGAUGAAGACAAUAUGGGGGAUGCUUGCUCUCAGAAAGCGGGAUCAGCCAAGUACCUCCGGCUCCUCCUGUUCAUCCUCAUCCCCUGUUUGUGCGCCCUCGUCUGUGUGCUCGUCAUCUUCCUCACUUUCCUAGGUAUAAUUGGAAAUGGAUUAUUGGAAUCUGGUGAUUCCAACCGGUUGUCUGCCAGCAAAAGUGUCCCCACCGCAGACAUCUCUGUGAUGACUGUCAGCACAGACCUGCCUGGGAUGGCCGCGGGGUCAAAGCCGAGCACGCAGUCGGUGUUGCGGAGCGCCGGCCACAACAGAAGCAGCCGGGGCAUGGGCCACUGGAUGCCCCGCUCCAGCAACUCCUCCGCCUCUUCCUCCUCAUGGCCCCCAACCAUAACCAGCACCCCCGAGGAAGCUACCAUCACCAGCACGCCCCAGUGGGUGACCUCGCUUUCCACUCUGAGCCCCCUGGUCCUAGUCACCACCCAGGAGACAGUGGGUUUCAGCCCUGACCAAGACGCAUGUUCGGACAUCAGCGAGAGUCUUUGUCACAUGCUGCCCUACAACCAGAGCAGCGUGUCGUCCCGGCGCGCCAUUGUCAAGAGCACGGAGGUGGAGAUGUUCCUCAAGUUCUUCAGCUACCUGAACCGCCUGAGCUGUUACCGCCACAUAAUGCUCUUCGGGUGCAGCUUGGCACUUCCGGAAUGCGUCACGGAGGGCGAUGACAAGCGGCUGAUCUUCCCCUGUAUGUCGUUCUGUGAGGCGGCCCAGGAAGGUUGUGAGCCUGUCCUGCAGAUGUUCAAUGCCUCCUGGCCCGACUUCCUUCGCUGCUCGCAGUUCUCCAACCGCUCGGCAUCGAGCAACAGCAGCACCGCCUGCUACAGCCCUCGGCAGGUCAAGGGGAAGCCCUCUCUGUGCGGUGGCCGAGACAACUUCCUAUGCCCCACCGGUAUUUGCAUUCCUCGGAAACUGGUGUGUAAUGGCUACAAUGAUUGCGAUGACUGGAGCGAUGAGGCAGAUUGCCGCUGUGGCGGUGACCAGUUCCAGUGUGGGACGGGCCGCUGCCUGAGCCCCGGCCUCGUAUGCGACGGCUAUGACGACUGCGGGGACCUGAGCGAUGAACAGCACUGUGUUUGCGAUCCGGACAAGGAACACAGGUGCGGGGAUGGACGGUGCAUCACAAAGGACUGGCUGUGUGAUGGGGACCACGAUUGCAUCGACAAGAGCGAUGAAGUAAACUGCUCCUGCAAGAGUCAGGGGCUGCUGGAGUGCCACAGUGGCCAGUGCGUGCCCAGUGCCUUCCGCUGUGACGGGGAUGAGGACUGCAAGGAUGGGAGUGAUGAGAAGAACUGUACCCACCUGCAGAGUGAGGUCAUGUGUACUCCUGGACACCCAAGUUGCAUGUCCAAUGAGUGUGCCCAAGGGUGUCAUGGGAACGGUGCUUGCGAUGGCCGCAACAGCAGCUCCAACUGCAGUCACUGUGAGCCAAUCACCCUAGAGCUAUGUAUGAAUCUCCCAUACAACACCACGCACUUCCCCAACUACUUGGGCCACCAGAGCCAGAAAGAGGCCUCAAUCAGCUGGGAGUCCUCCCUGUUCCCUGCUCUCGUGCAGACCAACUGCUACAAGUAUCUCAUGUUCUUCGCCUGCACUGUCCUGGUGCCCAAGUGUGACCCGGAGAGCCAGUGGAAAGUGCCCCCCUGCAGGUCACUGUGCAGGAAUGCAAAAGAACGCUGUGAGUUUGUGCUGGGCAUCGUGGGACUGCAGUGGCCAGAGGACACUGACUGCACCCAGUUUCCAGAGGAGGGCCAGGAGAACAGCACAUGCCUGCUGCCCGACCCCGACGUAGAUGAGUGCUCACCGAGUCACUUCAAGUGCCAGUCUGGCCGCUGCGUCCUUUCCUCCAAGAGGUGCGAUGGACACACGGACUGCGAUGAUGACAGCGAUGAAGACAACUGUGGCUGUAAGGAAAGAGGAUUGUGGGAAUGCCCGAGCAACAAAGCCUGCAUCCAGCACUCAAUGAUCUGCGAUGGGUUCCCAGACUGUGCCGACCUGGCCGAUGAGAGGAACUGCUCCGUGUGCAGCGACAACGAGUUGCCGUGCAACAACCACGAGUGUGUGCAUCGCACUCUGUGGUGCGAUGGGAAGAAGCACUGCUCAGACAGUUCUGAUGAGUGGGACUGCGUCUCUCUGUCCAACACGUCCUUGUCCCUUCUGAUGGUCCACAAGACAGCAUCGGAAUACCAAGUCUGCGCCGACAACUGGCACCCGCAGCUCAGCCGCCUGGCGUGCAAGCAGAUGGGUUUAGGGGUUCCGACUGCCGUCGCAAUGGUACCGGAACAACCCGAGCAGCCAGGCCGUAGACGCUGGCUGCACGUUCACCCGGACUGGACCCAGAGGAAUGGCUCUGCUCUGCAGGCCAUGCUGGAGAAGAGAGGACAUUCCUGCCAUUCCCGAAGAAGAAUAUCACUGCACUGUACCAAAGAAGACUGCGGGAGGCGACCGGCCGCCCGCAUGUCCAAACGCAUCCUAGGUGGACGGACGAGUCGCCCCGGGCGCUGGCCCUGGCAGUGCUCGCUGCAAAGCGACCCCAGCGGGCACAUCUGCGGCUGCGUGAUCAUUGGCCGGAAGUGGGCGCUCACGGUGGCGCACUGCUUCGAGGGUCGAGAGAAUGCAGAUGUAUGGAAGGUCGUCCUGGGCAUCAACAACCUGGACCACCCGUCCCCCUUCAUGCAGACGCGGAAGGUGAAGAGCAUCAUCGUCCAUCCGCGGUACAACCGGGCCGUGGUGGACUACGACAUUAGUGUGGUGGAGCUGGAUGAGGAAGUGGAGGAAACCAGUUACGUACGACCUGUCUGCCUACCCCACCGGGACCAGCUUCCCCAACCGGACACCUACUGCUACAUCACUGGCUGGGGCCACAUGGGCAACAGGAUGCCUUUCAAGCUCCAAGAAGGCGAGGUGCGGAUCAUCUCCCUAAACCAGUGCCAGUCUUAUUUCGAUAUGAAGACUAUCACGUCCCGCAUGCUGUGUGCUGGGUACGACUCUGGAACCGUGGACUCCUGCAUGGGAGACAGCGGGGGACCGCUGGUGUGCCAGGAGACGGACGGCCGCUGGAGUCUCUACGGUCUCACUUCCUGGGGGUCCGUCUGCUUCUCCAAAGUGCUCGGACCGGGAGUCUACAGCAACGUGAGCCACUUCGUCGAGUGGAUCGAGAGGCAGAUCUAUCUGCGCACCUUCGUCAUUGCCUAACCACACCGCCCCCCCCGCUGGCCACGUUUGUAAAAGCGCUUUCAGCAGGUAGUUACAGAGAGGAAACCCGGGAGGCUCUCUCACAUGUCCCACGAAGGACUAAAUGGGGGGGGGGUGGGGUCGAUCGGCAGGAGUCGGACGCCGUGCGCAGACCGUGACUGACCGACUGUGUUCGCUUGCGCGACGGGGAUCCAGGACUUCUCUGUAGCAUCACUGUGCUUCUCGACCAUUCCAGGCCCGCGUGCCCACAUGUUCCUGACUGUGAAUGUGACCGUCGAUCUUUGUCCGGGUGCUUCGGUGGCAGGGCCGGCCUUAGGCCCAUUGAACCCAUUUAAACCGAUGGGGCCCUGUGUCCACAGGGGGCCCGACGCUAGGGUCGUAACCUCCGGCUGUGAAAAGUCGUUAUUUUAUUUAUUCGCUUCUAUUAGUAAUCGCACCGCACGUACAUUUGGCAAUACCACUCACAUUGGCAUUGGGGGAAAAGGGGAAAGAAGCUUUUCCAAAUUCAACUAGAUUGACUCGUAUCUGAGGUCAAACCUCCUCCAAGGUAGACUCGACAGCCUUGCGAUAUUAUUCGUAAAAUGUGACGAAACAAAGAAAUUAAACUUUGACAGCAUUUUGGAAGAGUUUUCAGAACGAAACAGGAAAUUUCUUAACGAGUAUGGUUUUGACGUGUUUUAUAACAUUAUUAUUUAUAAUAUUGUAUGAUCAUUGUUAAUUUACUCAGUGAAGCCAAUGAAUAUAGAUAGUGUUUUCAAUGCAGAGUAAUGGCAUUUAUUCCUAAUACCUAGUUAGAAAUAAAGGGAAGUCCAGAGUGGGUCCCCCAGUUGCUAAGGCCGGUCCUGUGUAGUUAUCGCUGUUUCCGUCGGCGACUGUACCCUGUUCCGUCGAACACGUGGUGUCCUACACUUGUUGUACGCGCCUUUGAGGAGUGGAUCAGUGGCCACAUAGUCACACAUGUUCACGUUUCUGCCAUAUUUCUCGAAAUUGAAAAUUUGAAGGGGUUAAAAAAAAUCAGGAAGCACAAAAAAGCUUUUUUUUUUUUUUCUGGUCUCUGUGUUGUAUUUAACACACACCAUAAAAAGUUAACCAGUAUGUCACCAAGCCAAAAAACGACUGUUCAGAUGUACAUUGUAUUAGUUACGAAUCCGUCAUUUCCAGACAAGGUGUUUAUUACGUCAUCCUAGCGGGAGCGUUCGCAUCGCUACGUAUCUAUAAGCAAACGGGUGCAGUUUUUAUGUUCACGUAUACUAUGUAGAAUUUGCUGAAAUCACUGCCACAAAGUUGAGAUUUCUGCGCUUAGUACCUCUGCAGACUGUAUGUGUGUCCCACAAUAAGCAGAGAUCUAUUUGAAAUUGCCACAGUAUCCAGUGAGUUUUUAAAUAUCAGCGUUUCAAUGCUGCACUCUUUCGAACGCCUGCACACAUAGCAAAGCAGCGCUGGUGGUGGUUCUAGUGGCCAUGGUCAUCCCUGGGAUUGUGUUCUGCUCAAAUGUGACCCGUUUACAGCUUUGUUCAGCUUUAAAUAUGGUUUCGGUGUCAUCUGAUGGCUAUAAGGCUUCGUGACAUCCUCCGGACUGGUGAACUGAGCCGAUACAGGUAAUGACCGACAGCUUCUCGCUCAGAAUUUUUACACCUUUUAAUCACGUUUUCUACAUCGGUGGUGUGUGUUGUCAGAUGUGGUUAGAGGGAAUGAAUGGGUGAGACUGUAAUAAAGAGCAAAGAGUUUUGAGACACGCACACGCACAGAUGGGUAUGAUUUCAGUUAAAGGAGGUCCAUAGACCCUUUUAAACUGAAAGAUGCGUGACAUUUGCGAUAAUGACUAUGGCUGACGUUCAUGAAAAGGUGCAGUAUUAGGUGGUCAUCUAUGUUUUAUUAUUACUUCAUAAACGGUUAUAAUGGGCCGUCCAAUUUAGGAUGGGAUCAGGAAAAAAGAAAGCAAUCUUGAACACAACCCAAGGGCAAGCGCUUCACGGACAAAGGUAUAACAUAUGUGACAUGUCACUCUUAUGCACACAACUGACUGUUAUAAUGCUGAUUAUUAGAGGACAGUAGCUGCUGGCUGCACCGAGCCCCAGCGAUGCUGAAAGAUGAGCUCCUAUCGAGCAGUGCACUGAUAGCACGCGUGCGUUGUCGUUACUGCCAGCUUAUUGAACAAUUAUACUUACACACGGGCAAAACGUUUAUAAAGUUUCUACACACCUUUACAUUAAAGCUCUGAAAUAAAAAUAAUGAUAUUAUUAUUAUUAUUAUUAUUGUUGUUGUUUGUCAUUUUUAUUUUCUUGUUAUUUUUUUCUCCCAAAUUCUUGCAGAACAACACAGGUUUUAUUCAUACCAAAUAAUUUCAUUUCAGUUUGUGUCCCUUCGUGUUACGCGUCCAAGGCGAGCGAAACACAAGUGCGUCGUCUUCGUGCCGUUAUUCCUCCGCACACCUGUUCGGUGUCCAGAACGUGGUCCGGCCUCACGUUUUAUCACAACCGCUUUGGUCGCACCCGUCAGGCGUGUUUCACCGGGGUGUAAACAGUGACGCUUGUGGAAGGUAACGGAGUAAAUCGUGGUACUAACCGGCUGUACGAGACUGUUGAGUAUCAAUCACAGCACAGCUCAUCGUUUGCUUGGAGUGUGUGCGCCAUGCGUCGCUCGCAAUUUCAUCAACUUCGCACCCCCUUUGCAGUAUUGUUACUCUGAACUUAUGGUAAAAAAUUCACUUUUUUUCUUGAGCUGCCUUUUGUUUCAGAGUCGCUCACUUGCGUGGAAACUACUUAAAAUGCCACACUUGCCGCAAUGCUUCGUGUCGAGGACAACCGGGUGACUUAUGCCAAAGUCGAAACGAAACUUUUCUUUUUGUGUGUGUAUGUAUUCGUGCGGCGAAUAGUUCCCUCGAAAGGAGGAAGAAGCGUUGAUGUCGUCGGUCUGUUUGUGUGUUCCUGUUCACGUGUAAAAGUGUGCGUGUGGUUAUAUGCGUUUGUGUCUCUUCAUAAGUCUAUAUUUAUGCAUAGAUUUAUGCUUAAACAUUUCAGUGUAACAUUCCAUUAAAAUACUAUUGUUUGUAAUUUUCUAAAGUAUUUUUAUACUGCUUUUGUAAGUGUGCUCAUGAACUGUUUUUUGGUCCCAAACAUGACUUUGGUACUUUUUAUGGUACUUUGGUAUCAUUUCAAUUGUAAAUACCGAUAGUAAUAUUAGAACUGGAAAUGUGCGUAUAUGGAGAAUAUACCAGACCUGAUUUCUAUCAGAACAAUAAACUUUGUGACCACAAACUGCUUUAGAACCUUUAUUG
This is a messenger RNA of Scleropages formosus (Asian bonytongue), 6666 nucleotides long. RefSeq names its product corin, serine peptidase (gene corin). NCBI's taxonomy places the organism in Eukaryota, Metazoa, Chordata, Actinopteri, Osteoglossiformes, Osteoglossidae. Gene Ontology annotation, biological process: peptide hormone processing; regulation of blood pressure. The record is from RefSeq and is a predicted model, not a curated record. Gene Ontology annotation, molecular function: serine-type endopeptidase activity; protein binding. The transcript has 22 exons. Bases 162 to 3389 code for a protein of 1075 amino acids. Gene Ontology annotation, cellular component: membrane.